ACCGUGUUUGGAAGAAAAAGCCCAAACGUUAUUCUUUCUUCACAUUCAUCAGAGUUUCGUUCCCGCUUCAAUUUUGGCGGCAAAAUUCCACAGAUUUUCUUCCCAAUUUUCGCUAGCUCGGUAAUCGAUUAUUGCUAGAAGCAGAAAUGACGAUCGAAUCGCAAAUAAUCAAACCAAUCGCAAAGGGAAUCGUUCACAGAAUCUGUUCCGGUCAAGUCAUCCUCGACCUCUCCUCCGCCGUUAAAGAACUCGUCGAAAAUAGCUUAGACGCCGGCGCCACCAGCAUCGAAAUCUCUCUUAAAGACUUCGGUGAAGAAUGGUUUCAAGUCAUCGAUAACGGUUGCGGCAUUUCACCAAACAGUUUCAAGGUUCUUGGACUUAAGCAUCAUACUUCAAAACUAUCUGAGUUUCAUGAUCUUCAGUCUCUGACUACUUUUGGAUUUAGAGGAGAGGCGUUGAGUUCUCUUUGUGCUUUGGGGAAUUUGACUAUUGAAACGAGAACUGUGAAUGAACCGGUUGCGACGCAUUUGACAUUUAAUCAUUCUGGUGUUCUUGUGGCGGAAAAGAAAAUUGCGCGACAAAUUGGAACGACUGUGACGGUUAAGAAGUUGUUCUCGAGUCUUCCUGUUCGAAGCAAAGAGUUUAAGCGGAAUAUACGUAAGGAAUAUGGAAAGUUGGCUUCUCUCUUGAAUGCAUAUGCCCUUAUAGCAAAAGGUGUUCGAUUUGGCUGCACGAACACGACUGGCAAAAAUGUAAAAUCUGUGGUACUGAAAACCCAAGGAAAUGAUUCUCUAAAAGAUAACAUCAUAACAGUGCUUGGCAUGAACACUUUCAACUGCUUGGAGCCCAUGUCAUUAUGUAUAUCUGAGAGCUGCAAAGUUGACGGUUUUCUUUCCAAGCCUGGACUGGGUAACGGAAGGAAUUUGGGAGAUAGACAGUAUUUUUUUGUAAACGGUAGACCAGUGGAUAUGCCAAAAAUCGGAAAACUUGUGAAUGAGUUAUAUAGAAGUGCAAACUCUAAACAAUAUCCCAUUGCAAUCAUGAAUUUUACAGUUCCAACGAAAGCAUAUGAUGUCAAUGUGACUCCUGAUAAGAGGAAAAUAUUUUUUUCUGAAGAAACUUCCUUAUUGCAAGCCCUUAGAGAGGGCUUACAACAAAUUUAUUCUCCUGAUAAUGCCUCUUAUGCUGUCAAUGAAUUUAUGCGGCCUGCCGCAAAAGAAGACUGUUUUGAGUUGCGUUCCUCUCAGAAGAAGUCUCCUAUCGUAACGAAACCAGCGUCCCUGAAUGUGGCGAUUCCUCAGGAAGAGCAUUAUACUGAGUUCAAUACUGCUAGUAUUUCUCGGGAUAAGAAUAAUUCUGACCGCAACGGUGGUAGUAUAUCUCUUAAUGAGCAUAAGGAGAAACACACUACUGAUUCUAAUAAUGCUUCUGAAUCUGAUGAUGGUGAUCUAUUCUCACAUGUUGAAGAAGGGUUGAUUCGUGAGAGUGGUGGGGGUUUAAUGGGCAAGGAGUUCACACUCAGAGCGCACAAAACUUUAAAGGGUGACAAGAGUGGAAGACAGAUGGCAUCUACUCAUAUUGCUUUGCGCAAUCAAGCUACCCUGGUCUCAAGGACAGUUGAGAGUGGGGGCUCUUCUGAUAAAUAUUCAUCUGAUUCAUCAAGACAUGUUCAGUCAACCCUUAACAAUUUUGUUGCUGUAAGUAAAAGAAAACGUGAUGACAUCAUUACAGCCUUAUCUGAAGUGCCUGUCCUUAGAAAUCAAGCUCCGCAAUGUAAAUUGAAGACUGUAAAUACUGAAACCAAUGACCUGAUAACAAGAUCAUAUCUUCAUUUGGACCAAAUUAAUGAAACUUCUACGCCAAGUGAGAUUGAAAAUUUGCAGCAACGUAAUCCUGAUGGCAUCAACCACAGCAGUGUAAAUUCACUGUCUUUUAGAGAAGACUCUACUGACAGAGAACCUAACAUGAAACCACAUCAAGAGAAUAAAACACAUCUAGCUGAUACAGCAUCAGUUACACCAUCUAGCAACAAUCUGAUAGAUACUACAGAUGAUGUUUUAGAUUCUCCCAAGUCCUCUGGUCAGAAGAUAUUCUCCAACAUGCAAUUUUCUUUUCAAGACCUUAAGAGUAGGAGAGAGAAGAGACUUUCUUUGGUACAAUCCAGCAAAUACAGAUAUGGAAAAGCUAAUGGCAAAAGUCACUAUACGGCUGCAACUCUGGAGCUUUCACAGCCAGACAUUGAACAGCAGAAAGAAAGGGUUUUGGCAGCAGCAGCCACCGAACUCGAAAGAUUGUUCAAGAAGGAAUACUUCAGCAGAAUGAAGGUGAUUGGGCAAUUCAAUCUUGGAUUUAUCAUUGGUAAAUUGGAUCAAGAUUUAUUCAUUGUGGAUCAGCAUGCUGCUGACGAGAAAUACAAUUUUGAGUGUCUGUCCCAAUCAACCAUAUUGAACCAACAACCUCUGCUUAGGCCAAUAAGAUUGGAGUUAUCCCCUGAGGAAGAAAUAGUUGCUUCGAUUCACAUGGACAUAAUCAGGAAGAAUGGAUUUACUUUGGAAGAGGAUCUAAAUGCACCACCUGGAUGCCGUUAUAAAUUAAAGUCUGUCCCCUACAGUAAAAACACCAUGUUUGGAGUCGAAGAUGUUAAGGACCUGAUUUCAACUCUAUCUGAUGGUGAUGGUCAUGGAGAAUGUUCCAUUAUUGGUAGUUAUAGACAGGAUUCCUCAGAUUCAAUCUGCCCUCCAAGAGUUCGUGCAAUGUUGGCAUCUCGAGCAUGUCGAUCAUCAAUUAUGAUUGGUGAUGCACUUGGAAGAAAUGAAAUGCAGAAGAUACUUGAGCAUUUAGCGGAGCUGAAAUCCCCGUGGAAUUGUCCUCAUGGCAGGCCGACCAUGCGGCAUUUAGUUGACUUGACGAAAAUUCAUAAGAGGUCAGAAUUAAUAAUGCAGGAGUAAUUAAUUAUGGACUUUUACUCCAAAAGUUAUUUUUAGAUUGUAAGUUAAGGGAUCAUCAUGUAAAUUAUUUUGUACAAAUCCAAUGUACAUAACAUUUGCUCUCAAACUUCACAUUUAAUGGAGGGAUGUCUUGAGUGUCUUUGCAUAAGCAUGCCUGAUGUGCUGGACUAAUGUCUCUACAAAAUUCUAGGGGCGCUGGUUCAUUCUUGCUGUUUCAUUAUUGACUCUUUGUUUUUGUUUUCA
Medicago truncatula (barrel medic) is the source of this 3191-nucleotide messenger RNA. Its product is annotated as DNA mismatch repair protein PMS1. NCBI's taxonomy places the organism in Eukaryota, Viridiplantae, Streptophyta, Magnoliopsida, Fabales, Fabaceae. The record is from RefSeq and is a predicted model, not a curated record. The transcript is spliced from 11 exons. Gene Ontology annotation, cellular component: MutLalpha complex. Gene Ontology annotation, biological process: mismatch repair. Gene Ontology annotation, molecular function: ATP-dependent DNA damage sensor activity; ATP hydrolysis activity; mismatched DNA binding. Bases 147 to 2948 code for a protein of 933 amino acids.